AUGCAACAAAGAGUUUCCAUUCUCGGCGCUGGACCCGCCGGCCUCGCACUCGCAGCCGAUCUCUCGCGCCACGGCACAAAUGUCCUAGUUUAUUCACACCCCUCGCAUACCUCCCACUCUUCUUCUAUCCUCUGCAAUGGACAUCUCGAACUCUAUUCUCCCACUUCCAUUGAUUCUGCAAAUCCAAAACUCACCUACGAUAUCCACGAUGCGGUUUCCUUUUCAAAAUUCCUGAUUCUGACUGUUCCGUCUACAGGACAGGAAACCAUCAUGCGUGAAUUGCGAAUUUUUGAUUUGGAGACUCAUACUAUUAUAGCUAUACCGGGAAAUUUGUUUUCGCUUGUUUUUCGGGAGAUGCUAGGGGAUAUGAAGGUGAAUUGUGUGCUGGAGACGAAUUUAUCGCCGUAUUCGUGUAGGAUGAGUGGGGGGAAGUUGUCUGUGUCGGGGAGGAAGAGUCGAUUUUCUAUUGCAGCGUUGGGGAGGAUUGAUGGGGGGCUGAGGGAGGAGGUUAGAGGGAUUUUUCCAAUGGAGUUGUGUUGGUGUGAGAAUGUGAUGGAGGUUUGCUUGGGGAAUAUUAAUGGGGUGUUUCAUCCGGUUAUGAUGUUGAUGAAUGCUGGUCGCAUCGAAAGUCCAGGAUCUUUUUUCCUUUAUAAAGAAGGACUUACUCGCUCGGUAUCAAAUGUUGUUCAAGCAAUCGAUGCUGUGCGUCUUCAAAUCGGGAGCGAGUUGGGAUUUAAACUCGAUUCUGUCCUGGAUGUUUCGAAUAAAUGUUAUGAUCAACAUUUCUUAGAUUUAGUUGAGCUAGCGAGAAAAUCGGGGCCGCAUAAUGGAUUGCAAGCGCCGAAUGAGAUGGAGAAUAGGUUCAUUGCGGAGGAUGUGCCGGAUUUGCUGGUGCCGUGGUUGGUAUUGGCGGAGGGGCUGGGGGUUAGGGCGGAGAAGGUUAGAGCGGUGGUGGAGUUGGCGGGGAUGGCGGUAGGGAGGGAUUAUUUUGAGGAUGGGAGAGGGUUGAGGAAGUUGGGGUUGUUGGGUUUGGGGAGGGGCGAGUUGGUGAAGAGGUUUGGGAGGGUUGGAUGA
Messenger RNA from Botrytis sinoallii, 1074 nucleotides. RefSeq lists its product as uncharacterized. The coding region runs from base 1 to 1074 and encodes 357 amino acids. The transcript is spliced from 2 exons. NCBI's taxonomy places the organism in Eukaryota, Fungi, Ascomycota, Leotiomycetes, Helotiales, Sclerotiniaceae. Gene Ontology annotation, molecular function: oxidoreductase activity, acting on the CH-OH group of donors, NAD or NADP as acceptor; NAD binding. Gene Ontology annotation, biological process: glycerol-3-phosphate catabolic process. The record is from RefSeq and is a predicted model, not a curated record.